Cylindrotheca closterium is the source of this 378-nucleotide messenger RNA. Lineage: Eukaryota; Bacillariophyta; Bacillariophyceae; Bacillariales; Bacillariaceae. The record is from the annotation of a GenBank genome assembly.
AUGGAUCCGAAAGUAAAUGGCAAAUUUGCUAAGUGGUUGAACAUGAGAUAUGGUUCGAUCAAGGCAUGCACAAUCGUCAGAGGAAAGAUACACAGAUAUCUUGGAAUGACUUUGGAUUUCUUGGUGAAAGGAAAACUUAAGAUCCGCAUGGACGACUAUGUCAAGAACAUGUUGGAAGAUUUUCCUAUCAAGUUCAACAAGGAUUCAAAGCAGGAAACACCAGCUGGUAACAAUUUACUGGAAGCUGGUAAAGGGAAGUUACUCAGUGCUGAGUACCGUCAGAUCUUUCAUACUACUGUUGCAAGGGGACUUUAUGUCUCUAAGAGAGCUCGUUUGGAUAUCCAUCCAAUGAUUACUAUUCUUGCCUUGAGAGUUUGA